AUGGCAGAUUUAGAAAGUAAAUUGCUGGGCGAAAAACUGCAUUACUACUGUAGUAGCAGUGACGAAGAUGAGCCAAUGCUUGACAGGGAUCCUCCCAAACAGUCAAAGUCAGACUGGGACGGGACAUCGUCCAACACUGGACCAAAAGGAGUACUUAACGAUUGGGAACAAUACAAAAGACAGCAGUCUGCCCAGAGGAUACAGCGUGAAAAAGAUGUAUUAAAGCAGAUAAAUGAUAUGGCUCUAACGUGUAAGUCAGAGGCUGAAGAAUUAGAUGAUCAAUUCCUAGCUGAAUACCGUAAAAAGCGGAUGAAGGAAAUGAUGGCCAAGACUCAAGAAGCACCGGAAUUUGGUAAAGUCUUUGAUUUAUUAACUGGAGAUGACUUUUUAGUUGCAGUCGAGAAUGAAAAUCCCUAUGUAACUGUUAUUGUGCAUGUUUAUGAACACAAUGUGCCAACGUGUUCAAUCAUGAACUCAUGUUUGAAAGUUCUAUGCCGCGAAUUUCAAAAAACAAAAUUUUGUAAGCUAAUUGGUUCAAGUGCUGGUAUGAGUUUAAACUUCAAAAUGUGUGGAGUUCCAGCUUUACUUGCAUAUAGAGCGGGACAACUUGUUGGAAAUUUUGUACGAAUUACAGACGAACUAGGAGAUGACUUUUAUGCCGGUGACGUUGAAAACUUCUUAAUUGAAAAUGGUGUUCUUUCAGAUAAAUCAUGUAUACCUUCUAUAAUAACCAAUGAAAAUGACAACGAUGAUGAUAUUUAA
Macrosiphum euphorbiae (potato aphid) is the source of this 762-nucleotide messenger RNA. Lineage: Eukaryota; Metazoa; Arthropoda; Insecta; Hemiptera; Aphididae. The record is from the annotation of a GenBank genome assembly.